UUUAACUUUAACUUGUUUGCAAAAAUAUAAAUGUAGUUAAUAUAUUAGAAAAUUUUGUGAAUUUAGUAAUAGAUUUAUCAUGCUAAUCUUGAUGCAGAGGGGCCAAAUGAAGACAAUCAUGGCAUUAUAGGGGAAGAUGCUUAGCUUCCACAUCUUCAUCCCCACACUGUGAUUGGACGAUUUUGAACAAUCCCUCAAGUGUUUGCUCACACUCUAAAGGAUGCAAUCUGUCCAUUUUAAGGUGAAGGUUCAGUGUUUUCUCAUGCAGGAACACUGCAGACACAGUGAAGAGUCGAUGGAUAUGUCACCUCGCAAGUUAACAGCCAUUUUUCACCGCAGUUGCCCGGCAAAGCUCUAACAGAACAAAGUAGGAAAUGACAUUAGUGGCAGCAAAGGUCCCACACAUCUCAGUUCAUAGACGCUAAAUCCAGAUGAGACUGGGAUCCUGUUGAAAGAGAGCUUUGUCCUUCUGCCUGAUCCGACCAGCCGACAUGGAGGGUUUUGACCUCAACGUCUCUGGGCUCUACAUCUCUCAGAGAUCUGCAAAUUUCAGUGAUGAUACAACCGCCUUCGAGAAAUGCAAAGACAUGCAAGGAGCUCUCAUCUGGUAUCUCAGCCUGCAGUUCACCAACAUGUUCCUGGGCAUCCCGGCCAACAUCACAGUGCUGUGGCUCAUCCACAAGAACAAGAGAGACACCUCCACCUCGGAUAUCUUCAUUGUUCACCUGGCAGUUCUAGACGUGCUGUUCUGUCUCAUCCCUCCGCUGGAGCUGGCCAGCUUAGUCUUCCUCACCACCAGCAGCCCCUGGUACAUCCUGCGCUUCUUCUACGGCCUCAAAGACUGCUCGCCUCUCUUCCUGUCUUGCAUCUGCCUGGACCGUUACAUCGCCGUGAUCCACCCCAUCUUCUUCACCAAGCUGAAGGACCGUCAGCACAGGCCGGUGCUGGGCGUCCUGAUUUGGCUCAUUAUUCUUGUCUACGCUUCAGUUAAAUGUGUAAAAAUUAAGAAUUUUGACCUGGUCUUCACAGUGAUAAUCCUCUCAACAUUUGUUUUCAUGGUGUUUUGCAACAUAGUGAUUCUCUGGGCCCUGAAGCAGUCCAGGGCCGGCCUGGACGCAAAGCAUCCGGUGAAGAAGAGAGCCUUCAACAUGGUUCUGAUAAUCCUGGCCAUCAUUGUCUUCAACUACUUCCCUCCUGCUGCACUGUUCCCCUUUAAAAAUUACUUCCCUGAAGACAUAUUUCGCUGCUAUAUACACUAUGUCUGUUUUGGCUUGAUGGACUUUAGCAGCACCAUUCAACCUAUGCUUUAUCUAUCCAAGGAAAAGUUCCCAUGGAGACUCAACUGCUGCAGAACCACAACCAACGAGACACAAACAAAUUCAGUCUCACGGGAGAUUUGGAGCAUAUCCCGGCGGACACAGACCGUCAGAGAGGGAUAAUUCUGAAGAAGCAGCGGAUUACAGAACACAACGAAGAACAGGGGAGGCAUGCAUUUCCAAUUUGCCUGCGCAAAAACACAAAACAGAACCCUUGUGCAACAGUAAACCACAGCGGGUGGACAAAACAUCAAAACAGUUCCCUGUACUUUGCAAAAAUAUUGAUUCAUCAAAUAUUUUCUUUUGUUGUGUACCAGGCACUCCUUUUAAUAUUUCAAAUUUAUCUUAAACAGUUAUUCUGUUUUAAGUCUUUCAAAGAAAAAUGAAAAAUCAGCCAAAGUCCAAAGAAGAACUUCCAAGAGGAAGUGUGGAGAGGCACAUAUGCAGAAAGUCUUCUUUAUGGAAGGAAUAGAAGAAGAAUAUUAUAGCCCUUUAACAAAUAUCAACAUUCUGUGAUCAAAAAUAUGUAACUAUUCACUGGUUUCCAUUGUUUCAUGAAGAACUCUAAAAAUUGUUUUUUUAUACGUCAGAUCAAAUACUUCUGAAAUAUUUAGACAAUCUCUGAUAUUAUUCUAUAUCUGCUUUUCAACAAAAACAUGUUAUAGGUCAAUACAUGUAAAAAUUUCCAUAAUGAAAAUUGCUAAUAUCAACGUUAACUCAGGAGGAUUUUGGGACGACAGCAUUCUUGUGGAACCUAUAAUCAAUUUUAUAUGAACAGAAGCACGACGAUGCUAAUUUCUGUCAGCAGAAAUGCAGUUAGCUUCAGAUCUGUCAUAAAGAAGGACAUGAGUAACAAUAACACGGCUCAAAGCAAACCCCCACUUAUAGUUCCUGUUUAGCCCUGCAGCGUAGCUCGCUCAUGCAAGACAUUAGAAAAGUAGAGGUGUUGCUGUUUUUAAAAUAUGUUGUUCAGUAUUUUAGGUAACACAAAAUGUGCUGUAAAGCACGAUUUUCUAACUUUUAUUAUGUGUUGAAUAAAUGUUACAUUUUUUGCACCUCUAAAUGAUUUUCUUUUGUUCUUAUUAUGUUAAGAAUAAGUUGUGGAGAGAUAUGCAUUUAAAAACUGUAUUGUUCUGCUUUUUGGAUGUAUUAUAUAAAUCCAAUUAAAAAGCCCUACAAUGCUUGCCUGUUUUCUGAGAGGUAACUGUGCAGCAGAGAUUGGCACAAAGCCAUUUUCUAGGUCUGGUUGUAAAAUGGAGCAGGUUUUUAUUGUAGGAGAUGUAGCUUCAAUCUCCUGUAAUGUUAUUGUUUUUGUCAGUGUAUUUAUUUUCUUGUUUGCUACUAAUCAAGAUCUUGAAUGUCCUCAUAGGGCCGGUUGAGGCAGAAUGUAUUGAUAAAACCCAUUAACAAACUGUUUCUGCUUUCGAUCUGAAAAUGAAUUAACAUUGAACAUUUUCCACAUUUAUGUAAUUUGGCAGAAUACAAAUAAAAACUGUCCCAUAUG
This is a messenger RNA of Gambusia affinis (western mosquitofish), 2820 nucleotides long. RefSeq names its product proteinase-activated receptor 3 (gene hcar2). Gene Ontology annotation, molecular function: G protein-coupled receptor activity. Bases 492 to 1439 code for a protein of 315 amino acids. NCBI's taxonomy places the organism in Eukaryota, Metazoa, Chordata, Actinopteri, Cyprinodontiformes, Poeciliidae. Gene Ontology annotation, cellular component: membrane. Gene Ontology annotation, biological process: phospholipase C-activating G protein-coupled receptor signaling pathway; positive regulation of Rho protein signal transduction. The record is from RefSeq and is a predicted model, not a curated record. The transcript has 4 exons.